Messenger RNA from Colletotrichum karsti, 2070 nucleotides. Its product is annotated as NACHT domain-containing protein. The record is from RefSeq and is a predicted model, not a curated record. Bases 1 to 2070 code for a protein of 689 amino acids. The transcript is spliced from 9 exons. NCBI's taxonomy places the organism in Eukaryota, Fungi, Ascomycota, Sordariomycetes, Glomerellales, Glomerellaceae.
AUGGAUGUUCUAUGCAAUGGGACACCAUUUCUUCCUUGGAUCUGGGCCCCGUUGAAAAUGAUUCUUCAGCUGGCCCAAGAUCAUACUCACGCGCUAGAUAAACUAUUGUCUGCAUACGGAUCCAUUGGGGCAGCCUUGCCUCGCAUGUCGCGUUACAGCGAAGCGUUUCCAGAAAACUACGAACUUCAGCAAUUGCUAGGUCAUCUUUGUGAAGACAUCAUCGACUUCCAUAACCGCGCAUACUGUCUUUUGCGCAAGCCAGGCUGGAAGAUGUUCUUCUCGUCCGGGUGGGGUCGUUUUGAACACAACUUUGACAGCCUGAUUAAUGGUAUUGCUCGCAAUAGCGACCUCAUAGACAAGGAGGCGGCAUCCGUCGAAAUUGUUCGAGCCACAGAAUGGAGGGCAAAAUCUCGCGAAGACGCAGAGAUGCUAGAAAAGCAGCGACUCGCAGAUCAGCGUAAUGAGGUUCUCAAAUGGCUUCAGGAUGACAAUCUGAACCAGGAAAUGAAACUGGAAUGGUUUAGAAACCGAUGUUGCGAAGGCACAUCUCAGUGGGUAUUGAAGUCGCCCAAGAUACGAUCAUGGCUUCAACGGGGAAAGGGACAGCAAAUUCUUUGGCUCCAUGGCAAACCAGGCUCAGGCAAAUCCGUACUGGCAUCGCAGCUGAUCUACUUUCUUCGACUGGAUCGAAAAAGAGUGUGUCUCUUUUUCUUCUGCGACUACAACACGCCCAGUUUCAACAUCACCGUCCAAAUCUUGAGAAGCAUGUGCAUUCAGAUGAUCCAGGCUUCCCCUGAUUUAGUGCCUUUUAUUUACGACGAGCUUAUUGCCUCCGGUAAGGCAGUUUCACUUGGAACUCUGAAACCAUUGUUUUCCAAAUUGAUUUCGGCUUUCGAGGAUGUACGGCUUAUUGUCGACGGCCUAGACGAAAUCGACUCCGAUCAACAUAAGUAUGUCAUAGGAGAUAUGACAAAACUAGUUGAGGAGCAAAACAACUGCAAACUUCUCAUAUCUAGCCAAGAAAUCCCCACCAUUCAGGCAAAGCUAAGGGCAAAGCCUACUCUUUCCAUCGGAGCCGAGUCGUCCUCAGUUGCUGAAGACAUUGAAUUGGUUGUCAAAAGAGGACUUGAAGAAAUCAGGGACAGGUUCGACGAUGAAAUUCCAGAGAGGGUCUUUUCGCAUAUACAAGACUUUCUUCUUGCACAUGCCGACGGAAUGUUCCUCUGGGUUCAUCUUGUGCUCAAGCUCUUGGAAACAUCUUCGAGCAUCCGAGACCUCAAGGAAAAUGUUCAAAGCUUGCCAAAAGAUAUGGCACAAGCGUAUAAGAAGAUCCUCAUAAGUGUGACUAACAAGAUCCAACCCGAAAAGAUCGCAGAACUGCGACGGGUCUUUGGAUGGAUGCGUUUCAGAAAAGGCAAUUUGCAUCUACGAAAAUGCGAGCUUCGACUGGCGAUGAAGUUGCACGAAGACCAGUAUUUCGUUGACGAGGAAUCAAAACCCUUCGCGAAUGCUUUGGAUAUCUGCAAGCCAUUCAUAGAAGAUGGCCCCGGGGGAUCAGUUGUUUUCAUUCAUUCGACUGUUCCAAGGUUCAUGCUCUCUGAGCUUAGCGGCCCGUUCAUCACUCCACAUGAAGCAAAUCGUGACAUCACCUUGGCUUGUCUGUGUCAGAUGUCUCAAGGUUUCGACCUUCUUGCAAUCUCAGACAUCACGGAAAAUUUGUACCGUGUAGGCCAUGGUUUUCACGCUUUGCUACCGUACGCGAACGAGUACUGGGCGGAUCACUUGGCUUCUUAUCUCAAGAAGUGCCAGCAGGAUGAGAUGAUAACGAACCAUAUCAAGAUGCAAGCAAAGGCGACGUACAACAAAUCAAUUAACGACUUGGCUGCCAAAUGGGGGGGAAAGGUGGAGAACAUCCCGCCUGACCAGCUGGACACCUUUAAACGAAGCUGCAUAGUGCAGGCCAAGCAGCAGAUUGAGACCAUUUCGUUACGACGUAGAGCGCAGCAGCUACAGCAGAAGGAGCUGCAACGAAGGCAGCAGGAGCUGGAACAGAUGCUGCAACAGCAGUAG